Messenger RNA from Blepharisma stoltei, 942 nucleotides. Lineage: Eukaryota; Ciliophora; Heterotrichea; Heterotrichida; Blepharismidae. The record is from the annotation of a GenBank genome assembly.
AUGACCAGCAAAUGCUUUGUGUCUGGAUGCUCAAGUAAGCCAUAUGGCAAAUGCGAUUGCAGCGAGAAUUAUACCAUUUUUUGUGAAAUCCACGCUGCCCAACAUUUCGAAAUCUGAGUUGGAGAUAAAAGGCAUCGAUGCUUAAGAUUAUAUUAUACGCCUGCUGCUGAAACUAAAAUAUUGGUUAAGAAAAAAAUUGCUGAACUAAGGCAAGGCCUACAGAAAUAUAGGAAAAACGUUAUUUUAGACGCAAAAGAAAUUAUUGAAAUCGUGGUAAAUAAUUUAGAAAAAGCCCUGCAAAGCUUGGACAAAUUAGAAGAAAAAUUUUCAUGAAUUGUUUUGAUGACUGAAUGCAAUGAAAUUCUUGAUUUAAGCGAAGAAAAUGACCCUGAAAGUGUUUUGAAAAUGGAGCCCUUUGAUGCUGAUUUUGAAACUAAAAAAUGAUAUUUCCCAGAUUUUAUAUCGAAAACAGAGUCUCUAGUUUUGAAUAUUAGUACCUGUUUUAAUACCAACAUAAAUCCUUUUCAGCGCCCAAAACCUGAUAUUAAUUCGAUACAAGAUUAUAAAUAUAUAUUUUUUAAAGGAAAUAAUAAAGAGUUAUCGGAAAUAAAUUUAAAAACAUUUCAAGAAACUAAAUUCAACCUUGACCUUAUGGAAAAUAUUCACUUUCAAAUUUCAAGCUGCAUCUUACCAGAUAAAAGUGUUUUUUAUUACUCAAACACUAAUUCAUCAUCUGAAUACACAUUUAUCAUAGAUAAAAAUAAAAAUAUCAAGCAAGUUGCAAAUUCAAAACCGAGCCCUUAUUUAUACCCAAUUUAUUUUGAUGGAUUUGUGUAUGCAUUAGGAGGAGGAAAUAAUUUGGCACAAAGAUUUUGCCUUAAAUCUAACACAUGAGAAGACUGUGUCCUCUUCCAGCUGGUCUCAAUUUUGAUCAAACUGUAG